AUGCAGUUACAUUUUGUACCAAUACCUGACAAUCCCUAUGCAUGGGACUAUACUGAUCCUAAUGGUACUAUACCAACCCAGCCAUACGAUGAACUAGGUAAAAUGUCCGAACUUUUAAGAAUCAGUUAUCAUUUAUCUGGCGCGUGUGGAUUCAUCUUCUCCUCGACUAUGUUAUACUUGGUAUUGUUCAAAACAACUGGAGCUUUGAAGCCAUAUGGUCGUAUGUUACUAUUCUGCUCUAUAACUGAUAUUACUUAUUGGGCUAUGGACAAUCUGGUUCAGGUGGUACGUACUUUAGAAAGUGUAGUAAAAUAGAGUUUUUAUUCUAGUUUUGACAGUAAUUACUUAAAAAUGGCAUUUUUAGUUUUGCAGGCUGCAGGUGACAAGUUAUACGAAAAACUUGGAAAUUUUAACUUUUAAACAAAAGAUAAGCUUUUAGGUAUGAAAAAUUUAAAAUUUCAGAAAGCCAAGUUGACAGAUGGUGUUUUUAUGGCCAGAUUAGAAGGUCCAGCCAGCUAUUUCGAAUACGAUAAUCAAGCUAAAGCGAUGGCACUGUUUGUAUGCGCAUUAGCGCUGAUUCAUACUAUUCUGCCAGCACAGUAUUACUUUAGGUACUAUGCUGUUACAAAGUAGGUCUUAAUUUCUUUGCGUUGUAAAAUUAAUUCUGUGAUUUAAUCAAUGCAAAUGUUUGACGUUAAGAGCACUGAAUUAUUUGAACAAGAUUAUCACAUAUCAUUUCUAUAAAAAUAGAUUUGUAAAAUACGCAAAUGUUUACUUAAUUUAUAUUGUAGUAUAGUAAAAUAGUGGAAAAAUACGUUGAAACUAUUACAGUAUACUAAAUAUAUUACAGUAUACCAAAGUUUGUAAAACUACAAAAUUAGUAUUUUAGAUCUCAACAACUAAGUGGCAUACGAACAGUUAUCGUGUACUUUUUAGCCCUAUCUUUUGCUAUAUUAAUGGGAUGGUGUGCUUAUGUUGGAUACAGUAUAUCAGCAACAGUGAGACCAGAAUAUAACUACGGUGUACUGUGGUAUCGAGAAGUGCCGUUACCCAAGGUUUUGUACGCUGAUAUUGUAAGUUAUCACAGACUCUACAAUGUUGUAACAUAAUCAAAAAUAUUUUUUUAAAAGAUUUGUUGGUUUUUAAUAGCUUUUUGAAAUGCUUCUUUGUUAUGCAAGCUGCGGUGACUUGUUAUCAGGCUUGGACACAGGGCAGGGCAUGGAAAUUUUCCAUGCCCUGCCCUGUGCCCUGCAAACCCUGCCCUGUACAGGGCAUUGUGCUUUUAUGCCCUGCCCUGCCCUUGCCCUGCAGGGCAUCAGGGCAUUUACAGGGUAUUUACAGGGCAUUUGGGUAUAUUUUGGCGGACGCCUUCGCCGAGCGGUCGAUAAUCGGCGGACGCCAUAACUUGGUUAGUUUAGCAGCUAGAAAAAUGUAGUUAAGUGCAGAAGUUGUUAUCUGUCAUAACCUACACAUUAAGCAAGAAAUUAAUGUUUUUGAAAACAAUAUUGUUAUCGACCGGUCGAUAAUUUACAAAUGUUUAAUUUUUACAAAAAACAAAGUUUUUUGCUUAGUAUUGUAUCUAAUGCAAUUUCUAUACAAUUUAGAACAACAGAGCGAUAAGAAUAUAUAUAAAAUUUGCAAUUAAAAUAUACUAAAAAUUAUCAACCGGUCGAUAACAAUACUACUUUUAAAAUCUUAAAAUUAUGCUUUUACUUGUAACGCAUGACAUAUAAUAACUUCUGAAUUGAACUACAGUUUCUAGCUGCUAAACUAACCAAGUUAUGGCGUCCGCCGAUUAUCGACCGCUCGGCGAAGGCGUCCGCCAAAACUUACCAUGGCACAAACAAGGCAUUUGAAGGGUAAUGCAGGGCAUAGGGCAUGCCCUGCCCUGUUCCAAGCUAUGCCCUGCCCUGCCCUGUAAAAAAAUUUCAAACCAUGCCCUAUGCCCUGCCCUGUGUCCAAGCCUACUCGUUAUACGAUAAAAUGUGUUUUUAAAUUGUAUUUUUUCUUUAAUAACUGACUUAAAAGAUUAUUUUUGUCAUUAUAUGACAUGUUGUCUGAAUUUUCAUUAUGAGUUAUUUUUAAAUUAAUUUUCAGCGCAAUAUCUACCACAAGCUCUACUUUUUUUACUCUGGUGCUUUGGUAACUAGUUGUUAUGUUUUGUUAUUGUUGUAUGCCUACAAAACAUUAAAUCAUCUGAAGAUCAAUAGUAAAAUGUACUCGGAGAGGACAAAAUCAAUGCAACGACAGCUUUCUAGAGCUUUGUUAAUUCAGGUAAAAUAGGAAAGUUCUAUCUUCACAUUAUACUAAACACGUAUUGGUAAGAGUAUAUAAAGUAAUAUCAUUUACAAAAUAUGCUUUCAGAGUGUUCUGCCAAUUUUCACAUCGAUAGCACCAAUAUUAUUCAUAUGUGUACCAUCUUUCUUCUACCUAGAUACAGGAAAACUAGCGAUGGUAUGUAUAAGUAUUACCAGUUGGAUUCCAGUGUUCAACCCCCUGUUAACAAUCACUGUCAUAAAGCCAUACCGUCGUGCUAUUACGACUUUACUUGCCAGGAAAUCUGUCAAUCCAUCGAAUACAAGAGAUGACCCUAGCAACAAUAACGAUCAUAAUAAUGUAGUUUUGUAG
Molecule: messenger RNA, 2628 nt
Organism: Bursaphelenchus okinawaensis
Lineage: Eukaryota; Metazoa; Nematoda; Chromadorea; Rhabditida; Aphelenchoididae
Source: the annotation of a GenBank genome assembly